AUGGAGAAUAAUAAAGAUAAUGAAAAAAAAAGUUUAGAAACAAAAAACGAAACAAUGAUUGAAAAGGAAAAUAAGAACGUUGAAGAGAAAAAAGAAAACGAAAUUGAAGAAAGGGAAUAUAAUCAAAGUAUAUACAACGAAAAUAAUGAUAUUAUAGAUAAUAAAAACAUUCAAAAUUCUCUUCUUGAAAAUAAUGAAGAUGGUAAUGUUGAUAAUCAAUGUGAAAUAUAUAGUCACGCACAUAGUAUAGAAGAAUAUGAUAAUAAAGAUAAUUUAGUAGGAGAAGAAAAAAGGGAUUCUUUAAAAAAAUCACCUUUACUAUCUGAAGAUAUAAAUAGUAAUGAUAGUGUUUACAAAAGAGAAGAAAAUAUAACGUCUCCUCAAAAAAAAAAAGACGAAGAAAAUGAUGAUAAAAAUAUUAAAAAUAAUAAAAGAAAAAUGACAGAAGAAAUGAUAACCAUGACAAGUACUAAAAAAUUAAAAAAUGAAGAAGAUAAUAAAAGUGAUGAUGAAAUAAGUUAUGAUUUUUUUGAUAACAACAAUGAUAUAGAAAUAUAUAUGAAUAAAAUAAAAAACAAUUUUCAUUUAUAUUUAGAAGAGUGUGAAUAUCAAUUAAAAGAUUUAAAAAAUUCUUAUAUUGAAAACGAUAAAUUAAUUAAAGAAAUUGUAAAUGAAAAUAAUAGUACCAUGAUAGGAAAUAAUGAAAAUAUAAAUGAUGAAUCUGGAACAGAUAAGAUAAAAAACGAAACCAAUAAAAUAACAAAAACGAAUGAAAAUGUGGAACAUGUAGAAGAUAUGGAAAAAAUACAAAAGAAAAGAACUAUAUUAAAUAAUAUUAUGAACAUAAGAUUAAUUUAUAGAACGAUUGAAAUAUAUUUAUUUAGUAUGAGACAAUUUAUAUAUUUAUUAAAAGAGAAGAAUAAUUUUAUAUCACAUAUAUUAGAUGAACAGAUUAUUAUUAAAAAUAAUUAUGAGGAAAUAAUCAAAAAUUUAUUAGAAUUCGAAGCGGAAAAUUAUGAAGAUAUAAAACAAAUCUUAGAAAAUAAAAUAUUAUCUAUAAAUGAUAAAUUAUUAAAAGAUUAUGAAUAUGAUGAAAAAUUAAAAGCAUAUAUGUCAUAUUUAUAUACAUUACAAUGUUUACAAGAAGAAAUAUCAGAACGUGUUGAAGCAAAAACAGAUUUAAGAUUAUUAAUGAUAAAAAAAAAAGAAAUUUUAGAUAAAUUUACAAAACAAAAUCAAAGAAAAAUUACAUCAUUUAAUAAAUUAUCUUUAUUUAAAAAUAGUAUCCAAUGUAUUGUUGAUAAAUAUAAUUCAUUCGAUAAAGAACUUACACAUUAUUUGUCAUCCUUCUAUUAUAAAAUCAUGAAUCAUCAAAUUGAUUUGAGUAUUAAUAAUAUGUCCAUUUUAAAUAAUAAAAUGCAAUUUAAUUUUUUAUUUCAUUUUAAAGAACAAAGUAAUAUAAAUGAUGUUUUUCAAUUUAUGAAAUAUGACGUUAUUACAAAAGAUAGAAACAAUGAUCAAAAUUUUUCUAAUAGUAAAGAUGUUCAUAAUGAAUAUAUAUCUAUAACAUUUUAUACAAAAGAUAAUUUUGAUGUUUCUAUUUUACCUGAUGUAUCAUAUUUAAACCAUUUUAAUAUACAAAUUGAUAUUUCUUAUUUAUAUAAAAUGGAUUGUUUAGUAGCUAAAGCUAAUUCUAUUGAUUAUUUGAGAUUAUAUAAUAAUGAUUGUCGAUUACUUUCUGAUAUAUAUAGUAAUGAAGAUCACCUUCUUUUAUUUUCAAAUAAUGCAAAUGAUUUUCUAAAUUUUAAAUAUGGUUUUCCAUAUUUUUGGAUAAAUGCUCUUGUAGAAAAACCCUAUAGUAUAUCCGAAAAAAGUGAAUUACCUAAAAAGGAAGAAGGGUCAACUAAAAAAGCAGAAUAUAAAAGUAUGGAUAGUAAAUCCUUAUCAGAAAUUUAUAAUUGGCACUUAAAUAGGACCUUAGAUAUAUCUGUUGUUUUUUCAAAACUGUUUACUCGAGUCUUAUUUAGAAUAUGGGAUAUUUGGCAAAUCCGUCAUUACAGGAAUUACCCAAAUGUGUUUCCACCAUUUACUUGUGAAAAACAUAUGGAUGCUUUAAAGAAAAUUCAAUCCGUUUCUUUGCAGCAAAUAUCAACUUUUAACAUUAUAAGUGAAGAAUCUUAUUUAAAGGAGGAAAAAGAAAUUAAUAAUGAAUGUAGUAAAGAUAACAUAUAUGCAUGUUGUCAUAUUGAAUUAUCUACUCCCUAUUUGGUUAAAGCAUAUAUUAACGUUCCUUGCAAUGGAAAGGAACCAUAUUUUAGUGUAUUUUUAACCAAAAAAAAAUAUUCCAGGAGAUUAAAAAAAUUACAAGAUUAUUUAAAUACAGCUGUUGUAAAUAAACAUUCAAAAGUUGAUGAUACUCAAAGACAGAUUAUAUUAACACUACAACUGGCAAAAUUAAGGGAGGGAGCUUAUAAAUAUUAUAAAUCAUUCAGCAAAAAUUCUUCGAAUAUAUUUGAUGAAGAAAUAAAUUAA
This is a messenger RNA of Plasmodium adleri (nom. inval.), 2532 nucleotides long. Its product is annotated as conserved Plasmodium protein, unknown function. The transcript is spliced from 7 exons. Bases 1 to 2532 code for a protein of 843 amino acids. The record is from RefSeq and is a predicted model, not a curated record. NCBI's taxonomy places the organism in Eukaryota, Apicomplexa, Aconoidasida, Haemosporida, Plasmodiidae.